Molecule: messenger RNA, 382 nt
Organism: Saitoella complicata NRRL Y-17804
Lineage: Eukaryota; Fungi; Ascomycota; Saitoellomycetes; Saitoellales; Saitoellaceae
Exons: 2
Coding region: 58-345 (95 amino acids)
Molecular function (GO): carbon-sulfur lyase activity
Source: RefSeq, a predicted model, not a curated record
CCCGAUUCGACUUGUUUGUGCCAUUGCACGGACUGUCAGCGCUUUUCGGGUGCGCCCAUGUCCGGCAACUUCAUCGUUCAGAAGGAUGAAGUCCACAUUGAGGGUCCGGUCAAGAGGUGGGCUGGAAAGGGAGCUUCUGGAAAUGCCGUAGAGCGUUACUUCUGCCCCAACUGCGGCUGUGGCACUCACAGUAUUCCCGAGGUUAUGAGAGGAUUGCUUGUUGUCAAGAGCGGUCUCUUUGCCGAGUCCAAGGGUAUCCCUGUUGGUAUGGAGUUGUUCACCAAGGACAGGUAUGGCGCCAUCCAGGCUGUUGAGGGUGCUGAUCAGAAGGAGGCUAUGCCGUAGGGAGAGACGGUAACGGUAAAUGGGGAAGAGAACGGUG